Messenger RNA from Scatophagus argus, 3275 nucleotides. RefSeq names its product heat shock protein 4 like (gene hspa4l). Gene Ontology annotation, biological process: protein folding. Gene Ontology annotation, cellular component: nucleus; cytosol. Gene Ontology annotation, molecular function: ATP-dependent protein folding chaperone; ATP binding. The record is from RefSeq and is a predicted model, not a curated record. Lineage: Eukaryota; Metazoa; Chordata; Actinopteri; Scatophagidae. The transcript is spliced from 19 exons. The coding region runs from base 57 to 2558 and encodes 833 amino acids.
CAAGUGCGGUCGCUGCGGCGGAUAACUUAGAAGUGGUGAAUUUUAGAGCUCUCAUUAUGUCAGUGGUAGGCAUUGAUGUGGGUUUCCAAAACUGUUACAUCGCCGUGGCCAGGAGCGGCGGCAUUGAAACAAUUGCCAAUGAAUACAGUGACAGAUGCACACCGGCCUGCGUGUCUUUGGCUUCCAAAAACCGUGUGAUUGGAAACGCAGCCAAAAGUCAAAUCAUAACAAACUUCAAAAAUACAGUCCAUGGCUUCAAAAAGUUCCACGGCAGAGCAUUUGAUGACCCGUUUGUCCAAGCAGAAAAACCCAAACUGCCUUACAGCUUACAUAAACUGGCCAAUGGAAACACUGGAAUUAAGGUGCGCUAUUUGGAUGAGGACAAAGUGUUUACAGUCGAGCAGAUCACAGGGAUGCUGCUCAACAAGUUGAAGGAGACGUCGGAGAGCGCUCUGAAGAAGCCGGUGGUGGACUGUGUCAUCUCUGUUCCAAGUUUUUUCACAGAUGCAGAAAGACGAUCAGUGUUUGAUGCAACUCAAAUUGCAGGCCUGAACUGUUUACGGCUAAUUAAUGACACGACUGCAGUGGCUUUGGCCUAUGGGAUCUACAAACAGGACCUUCCUACUCCAGAAGAGAGACCAAGAAAUGUGGUAUUUGUUGACAUGGGACAUUCAUCAUUCCAAGUCUCCAUCACCGCCUUCAACAAAGGCAAACUCAAGGUCCUUGCUACUGCGUUUGAUCCUUACCUCGGCGGGCGCAAUUUUGACGAGAUGUUGGUAAAUUACUUCUGUGAGGAGUUUAAGGGAAAGUACAAGCUUAACGUGAAGGACAACCCAAGGGCUCUGCUGCGGCUGCACCAGGAGUGUGAAAAACUGAAGAAGCUGAUGAGCGCCAAUGCCUCCGAUCUGCCUCUCAACAUAGAGUGCUUCAUGAAUGACAUUGAUGUUUCUAGCAGGAUGAACAGAGGCCACUUUGAAGACAUGUGUGCUCAAUAUCUGAUGGGAGUGGAGAUACCACUGAAAGCAGCCCUUGAACAAUCAAAGCUCAGCCGGGAUGACAUCUAUGCAGUGGAGAUAGUUGGAGGAGCCACAAGAAUGCCAGCUAUCAAAGAAAGAAUUGGCAAAUUUUUCUGCAAAGAAAUCAGCACCACGCUCAAUGCCGACGAAGCUGUCGCUAGGGGCUGUGCACUUCAGUGUGCGAUUUUGUCUCCAGCUUUCAAGGUGCGUGAAUUCUCCAUCACUGAUGUGGUUCCCUUUCCUAUUACUCUUCGCUGGAAAUCACCAACAGAGGAUGGACUUGGAGAGUGUGAGGUGUUUAGUAAGAAUCAUGCUGCUCCGUUUUCCAAAGUGAUCACCUUUCAUAAGAAGGAACCCUUUGAUCUCGAAGCCUUCUACAGCAACCCUCAAGAGCUCCCCUACCCAGACCACAGGAUAGGGUGCUUUUCUGUCCAGAAUGUGGUUCCCCAGUCAGAUGGCGACAGCUCCAAAGUUAAAGUCAAAGUGCGAGUUAACGUCCAUGGCAUCUUCAGCGUGUCCAGCGCCUCUCUAAUCGAGAAGCAGAAAGGAGAGGGGGAGGACAUGCAAAUAGACUCAGAGCCAAUGGUGCAGAAUGAAGGGAGGGCAGAAGACCAGACCAAAAUGCAGGUGGAACAGGAAGGUCAAAGCCAGGGGGACCAGCCGAAUGAAGACAACAGUUCCUGCAGUAAGGAGGGGGCGACCGGGGAAAAGCAGGAAGCAGCAGCAGGAGGAAGCAAGCCCAAAGUCAAGGUGAAGAGUAUUGAUCUGCCCAUCAUGGCCAACAACAUUCGACAGCUCGACACUGAUGUCCUUAACAACUUUGUGGAGUAUGAGCGUCAGAUGAUUAUCCAGGACAAACUGGUGAAAGAGCUGAAUGAUGCCAAAAACGCUGUUGAGGAGUAUGUUUACGAUCUACGGGACAAACUUUGUGGAAUCUAUGAGAAGUAUAUUACUGGGGAUGACAGCAACCGGCUGACGCGGAUGCUGGAGGACACAGAGAACUGGCUGUACGAGGACGGAGAGGACCAACCCAAACAAGUCUACGAGGAGAAGCUAGAUGCACUCAAGAGAUUGGGUCAACCCAUUCAGGACCGGCACAGAGAGCAUGAGGACAGGCCGAGGGCUUUUGAAGAGCUGGGAAAGAAACUCCAGUUCUACAUGAAGUUUGUGGAUUGCUUUAAACAAAAGGAUGAGCGAUACAUGCAUUUGAGUGCGGAGGAAAUAAGCUCUGUGGAGAAGUGUGUGAGUGAAAGCAUGGGCUGGAUGAACGGCAAGAUGAACGCACAGAGCAAACUUGGUAUUACUCAAGAUCCCAUUGUAAAAGUAGCAGACAUCAUUGCCAAAAUACAGGAGCUAGAGGAUGUAUGCAGUCCAGUGAUUAACAGACCAAAGCCCACCGUGGAGGAGGCCCCAGAACUGAAUGACCAAAGCAGUGGAGCUCAUAAUGGCCCGACAGCCAAGCAAGGAGCAGAAGGGAAGGCAGACACAAAGGGAAGCCAGCAGACAAAGCCUGGUCCAAAAGUGGAAAUGGAGGUGGACUGAGAUCAGCAUCUGAGAAGCAAACUGCAAACUCAUCACCACGUUUACCACAGCUGAACAUUUAGAAAGUAGAAACAUCAUACCUGGGACCAUUUCUCCAUCAUCACCAGCCACAUGUGUGGAUUUGUUUUUUUUUGUGCCCCUCUCCCCACUGGACUCUAACUUUUGAGGUUUUUGUUUACACCCUUUCAUCCUUGUGUGUGACAAUGAUGCGCUUUACUCGCUGAAAUGAUUGACAUAAUAAAUGAAAGAAUGAUGCUGUACAUAAAACAGUUUCCUCCGUACCAUACAGGAAUACGCCCUCUGUGUUUGCAUUCCCAUGUGUCUCAAGAACAUUCAGCAUCAGCAGUGAAUCCUGUCAUCAUAAGAGAAAUAGGUAGUGCUGUCCAAACAAUUGCUACUGCAGAACUAAUAGUUUGUAUGCAGUAAUACAAAUUAUACAUAUAUAUAUAUAUAUAUAUAUAUAUAUAUAUAUAUAUAUAAUUUGUAUUUAAUGAGUUUGGAAAGAUGUCCAUGUCUAGAAACUGUAAAUACUAUUUUAGUAAAUCAAAGCAGCCAACACAUAUAUGUACAUAAAGGACAUAUUCCUAGUAUAAUGGCAGUGCUUGAUAGAACAAAUCUCUUACGUAAGUGAUUGGUUGCCUAUUUCCCUUUUUGUUUUCUUGCAUUUUUCCCUACUUAAAUCAUGGGAUUUUAAAGAUGGCAAAAAUAAAUAUUUGU